CCGAACACACACAGAUCUACCUCGCAUACUCCAGCGUGGGCACAGCACUCGUUCGAGAGACUCAAAGACUAGCCCAGGAAUUCGAUCAAACUCAUCCAGUGCGACAACAUCACAAAACCAUCAGGCAACGAAGCCGCUCACCACCACCCCUCCACCCUCUCGACCACCACAACCACAACCAUGGGCCGCGCAGAACCCGGCUCAACCAAGGCAAUAGCCAACAAAUCCAAAAUGGUAGGCCUUCAACGCCUCCGCUGGUGGUGCGAACCCUGCCAAAAACAAUGCCGCGACGAAAACGGUUUCAAACAACACACCCUCUCCGAAUCCCACAACCGCAACAUGCAAAUCGUAGGCGAAAACGCCCGAGGCUACAUCAACGAAAAAUCGCGCGAAUUCCAACGCGACUUCAUUCAAUUGCUCCGCACAGGCCACGGAGAGAAGAAAAUAAAUUUAAAUCAGUUUUAUAACGAGUAUAUCAAGGAUAAGGAACAUGUGCAUAUGAAUAGUACCAAGUGGCCGAGUUUGACGGAGUUUGCGAAACACUUGGGGAGAGAGGGGAUUUGUAGGGUGGAGGAGGGGGACCGAGGGUUGGAGAUUGCGUGGGUUGAUGAUAGUGCGGAGGCGAUUAGGAGGAAAGAGGAUAUUAAGCGGAAAGAUCGAUUGGCGAAGGGGGAUGAGGAUAUUGAGUCGAAGUUGCUGGAGCAGCAGAUUAGGAGGGCGAGAGAAGAGGCUGAGAGGAAUGAGGUGGAGAGGAGGAGGAAGGCUGAGGAGGAGAGAGUGGAGAGAGGUGAGCAGGAUGGGGAGGAAAAAGUACUGGAGCCUGUCAAAGUGUCGUUAAGCUUGAAAGGUGCAAAAGUGCCUGAGAAAAAGAAGGAAGCCGACGAGCAACCUGUGGAUGGCAUACCAGUUGCCAUCGAAACCUUCUCUGCAGCAGACCUCAAAACUGCGGACAACAAACCCGAAUUUGAAGGUAAACCGGACAGCCAGACGAACGACGAAACAGAUGCGGCCACUAAGCCCGAAGCUCCAGCCAAAGUGUCAUUAUCACUGGCAGCAAAGAAGAAGAAUGCCAACCCGCUAGCGAAGAAGAACCCUUUCGCGAAGAAGACAGACGUCAUUCGCGCAGAGCCUGAAAAGAAAAUGAGCAAUGCCGAACGCAUCAUGAAAGAAGAGCUCGAACGUAAGAGAGCUGCAGAAGAGAGAGGACAUGGCGCAAAACGACAACGCUUCAACUAGAUCCUCAUGUGCAAGUGUCAAAUUUUCUGCUGUUAUUAGCGACGGCGUUGGGGGAGUUAGCAUCAUGUCAUAUGCUACGAUUGAUUUCUUGUCACGAUCA
This is a messenger RNA of Cercospora beticola, 1336 nucleotides long. It is a transcript of the gene RTS2, whose product is annotated as Rts2p. Gene Ontology annotation, molecular function: double-stranded DNA binding. NCBI's taxonomy places the organism in Eukaryota, Fungi, Ascomycota, Dothideomycetes, Mycosphaerellales, Mycosphaerellaceae. Gene Ontology annotation, biological process: DNA replication; DNA damage response. Gene Ontology annotation, cellular component: nucleus. The record is from RefSeq and is a predicted model, not a curated record.